AUGGAAAACAUAUCAGCUGUGACCUCCUUCAUAUUGAUUGAAUACAUGGGAAUGGAAGAUCUAAAAUACUUGUACUUCAUAGUAUUCCUUCUGCUUUACAUCCUGAUAUUAUGUCUAAACCUACUUCUCAUUGGUUUAAUUUACUUUGAGAAAAGUCUCCAUGAACCCAUGUACAUCUUUGUAGGCAACCUUGCAGUGAAUGGAAUCUAUGGAAGCACCAUAUUAAUCCCUUUCCUCCUUAGUCAACUGAUGUCUUACUCACAUGAAAUCUCUCUGGGACUCUGCUUGGCACAAAUUUACUGUUUGCACACAUACGCUAUUGCUGAGUUCUCUGUUUUAGCAGUUAUGGGCUAUGACAGGUUCAUUGCAAUUUGUCACCCGUUACACUACCACAUUGUCAUGUCCCCUCAGAAAGUGAUUGGUCUUAUUGCCUUGUCCUGGAUGUAUCCAUUUAUUGCUUUCGGUAUGUAUUUUAUACUCACAGCUAAGCUUACUUUCUGUAGCAGGAUCAUACCUAAAGUUUACUGUGCCAAUUUUGUAUUAGUUCGACUGUCAUGUUUUGAUACCUCAGUUCAUAGUAUUGUUGGCCUGAUUUCAGUUGUAUUCUUAAUUGCUCCUCAGCUCUUGAUGGUAAUUUUUUCCUAUGCACAAAUACUCAGAGUCUGUCUGCUUGCCUCCAGGGACUCUCGUGUCAAAGCUCUGCAAACAUGCACUCCUCAUCUACUGGCUGUUGUAAAUUAUUCAGUUGGAGUCUUUUUUGAAGUUAUUCAAAGCAGGUUUAACAUGAGUAAUUUCCCUUAUGGCUCUCGUAUGUUCAUGUCCCUUUAUUUCUUGAUAGUUCCUCCUCUGUUAAACCCUACAAUAUAUGGAAUAAGUGUCCAAAACAUAAGAGUGCGGAUUCUCAAAAUUUGUACUGCUAAAAAGCAAGUUCACCGAGCUUCAUGA
Molecule: messenger RNA, 945 nt
Organism: Scleropages formosus (Asian bonytongue)
Lineage: Eukaryota; Metazoa; Chordata; Actinopteri; Osteoglossiformes; Osteoglossidae
Product: olfactory receptor 52Z1-like
Exons: 1
Coding region: 1-945 (314 amino acids)
Biological process (GO): detection of chemical stimulus involved in sensory perception of smell; G protein-coupled receptor signaling pathway
Cellular component (GO): membrane
Molecular function (GO): olfactory receptor activity; odorant binding; G protein-coupled receptor activity
Source: RefSeq, a predicted model, not a curated record